Molecule: messenger RNA, 747 nt
Organism: Neltuma alba
Lineage: Eukaryota; Viridiplantae; Streptophyta; Magnoliopsida; Fabales; Fabaceae
Product: ankyrin repeat domain-containing protein 27-like
Exons: 3
Coding region: 1-747 (248 amino acids)
Molecular function (GO): protein binding
Source: RefSeq, a predicted model, not a curated record
AUGGAACUGCGUCUUGCAGUGAAGAAUCGUAAAUGGAAGCGUGUUGUGGAGAUUUACAUUGAUGAUCCAGAGACUCAGGAGAGCAGGAUCAACAGGUGGGGAGACACGGCAUUGCAUGCGGCCAUUGAGACAGAGGGCACUGGUACUGUCAAACGAUUGAUCCGCGCAAUCAAAUCCCACCGGCCGGGAGGUGAAGAAGCCCUACACAUUCUGUCACUGAAAAAUAACAGAGGCAAUACUCCUCUUCACUGCGCAGCCGCUCGUGGCUCAGACGUCAUCAAACUGUUCCACAAAUCACUGAUUGGGGUGCGUAAUGACAACGGAGAGACUCCUCUCUUCUUGGCUGCCCUUCAUGGUCACCGAGAGGCCUUCCUCGUUCUCCACCGUGCUGCCGGUGAAGAUAGCCCACUGUAUUGGAGAAGGAACGACGGUGACACUAUGCUUCAUUGCACUAUUAGGAGAGAAUACUUCGGUUAUUAUGUCGUGUGUGAUCCAUCAUCAUCAUCAUCAUCUAACCAUAAGAAUACAUGCACGCAUCAUCAUAAAGUCAUUUAUGCCGAAGAGCCCAAUCCUCCCACUGAUGAUGAUCGUGAUCGUGGAGAAGAAAGUACUAUCGAUCUUGAAGAUUCAGAGAUGACGAUGGAUGAGGAGCAACCGACCAACAAAAGUGUUACAGAGGAGGAAGUAAUUCGUACCUUUGAAGCUGUUUUCAGAUUCCCUAGUAGUACGUACCCUACUAGCUAUUAA